This is a messenger RNA of Puccinia triticina, 270 nucleotides long. RefSeq lists its product as uncharacterized. The record is from RefSeq and is a predicted model, not a curated record. The coding region runs from base 1 to 270 and encodes 89 amino acids. The transcript has 2 exons. NCBI's taxonomy places the organism in Eukaryota, Fungi, Basidiomycota, Pucciniomycetes, Pucciniales, Pucciniaceae.
AUGGCUGCCGCGCAACUCGGUGGCUUACCUGCUCGGGCGGAUCAGUCCCCACUCCGCUCCUUGGCCACCACGCUGCUAACUCAGCCAAGAUUGACAGGCGAUUGUCCCCUGGGCCCUACCUUACAUCCGGCUAGCUCAGUUUUGCAUGGGCGAACGCUCCCAAAGGUCCUACGGGCCAGGAUGGUGACUAUUGCCAGCUUCCUGCUGAGAAUGUUCCAUGCAAACAAAUACCUUGGCACCCUUGAUGGCUCAAGGGACCCCUCGUCAUAA